AUCUUGUCAAGUUCAAAAGUGUCAUAUUUGAUAUUUGAUUGUCGAAAUUGUUGGUUAUGUUAUUCAAUUAGUAAAAAAAUACAAAAAUAGCAAGUUAAAUCGAAAUUCUUGAAUUAUAGUUUUAUUCAAUCAUAAUACAGUUUAAUUUUGCUAUAAAUCAGUUUAUCGAUCAUAUUAUCAAUACAUAAUUUUGCUGUUGAAAAUGCCUCAAGGUCGGAAAAAAGUCCCAUUCAGUGGGAAAGCCAAGAAAGAACAAAUGCAAGCAAAACGACUCCGAAAGCAAACAGGCAACAAAGUACCAUUUCUUCAAAAAUCUAACGAUGAUAGCGACGAAGAAGGCACGUCUGUUCGAAAACUAAAUUACCAGCCUACAAAAGGUGGUGGAUCGAGACCCAACCGUUAUGCACUUCAGUUUUUUAAAGAAUCCAAUAAAGAAAUCAAAUUAAAGAAGGAAGAAGCCAGAACUAGUUUAAUUCCAGUAGAGGAAAAGGGUUUGGAAAUUGAAGCUAGUCAUUUUUUCGAAGAAUCCCUAGAAUUUCCAAAAAGACCUCCAUGGAAUUUUGAUUUAUCCAAAGAAGAAUUGGAAGCCCAGGAAAACCGAUACUUUCAUCAAUAUUUAAAAAAUAUUGAGGCCAAUCACAACUUGAAAGACCUCAGCUAUUUUGAGCUCAAUUUGGAAACCUGGAGACAAUUAUGGAGAGUAUUAGAAAUGUCUGAUAUAAUCCUAUUUAUAGUAGACAUCCGAUUCCCAGCAGUAAUGUUCCCACCAUCCUUAUAUUCCUACGUAACAAACACAUUAAACAAAGACUUCAUUUUAGUUCUUAAUAAAAUAGAUUUAUGCCCACCACCUUUAGUGGUAGCCUGGAAAAAAUACUUUGAAGAAAAAUAUCCUCUAUUGAAAAUAUGCAUGUUCACUAGCAUUCCUGGCUACAAUCUAGUAGGUCAAACAACUGAUAAGGGAGGCCUACUAGUGCGCCGUAGAAAAGGCCGCAUUCGUAUGGCAGCUGAGGGAACUCAAAAACUAUUUGAAGUCUGUAAGAGCUUGGUUGGUGAUAAAGUAGAUUUAACGUCAUGGCAAUGCAAAAUAAAGGAUGAAAUGCAAGUUGAUAUUCAUGAAGAUACACUUGAAGUUGGGCAAUUAUUGCAUGGUAAAAAUGAAACUGGUUACUAUGAAUAUGAAAAAUUUAAUGAUGGAGUUUUGACUAUUGGGUGUUUGGGGCAACCAAAUGUUGGAAAGUCAUCUUUAAUGAAUGCUAUUAUGGGCAAAAAGGUUGUAAGCGUCUCUAGAACUCCGGGACACACGAAACAUUUCCAAACCAUUUUUUUAACAAACAAUGUACGCCUAUGUGACUGUCCAGGGUUAGUCUUCCCUUCAAAAGUUCCCAAACCUUUGCAAGUUCUAAUGGGAAGCUUUCCUAUAGCCCAACUUAGAGAACCAUAUUCUACAAUAAGAUUUUUAGCUGAAAGAUUAAACCUAAUAAAAAUGUUGAGAAUAGAACAUCCUGAACAAGAUGAUACCUGGUCACCGGUGGAUAUCUGUGAUGGUUGGGCUAAAAAAAGAGGUUAUCUAACUGCAAAAGCUGCUCGUUUAGACUCGUAUAGGGCAGCCAAUAGUAUACUCAGAAUGGCUUUGGAUGGGAAAAUCUGUUUGUGUUUAAGACCCCAAGGUUAUCUUGAGAAAUUAGAUUAUUGGAAAACACACCCUGACAUUGAAAUGGUAAAAUGGAUUCAAUCUAUAAAAGAAGAAGAUCAGCCAUUGGGGAAAUUUGAAGCAGGUUUUGCUGCUGACCAUUCGAGUGAAGAAGAUAGCGAGGAUGAGGAAGAAGAAGAAGAUAACUGUCAAAGUGGAAAUGAAGAAGCUACACAGGGGGAUACUGAAAAUUCAAGUGAAGAUGGAGCACUGGCAGUUGCUAGUAAUAAAUUUGCUUUGUUAAGUGCUGAUUAAUGAAUUUUGAUGUUAAUUAUUUUUAAAUUCCUAUAUCUUUCUGUUUGCAAAAAAAAAUGUUACUUUACAUGAAAUUUUUCAAUAAAAAUUUCUUGCGUUUUUGGAUUGUAUUGUAUUGUAUUUUAGUUGUUGUAUUGAAGUUGUUAGCAAUGGAAAGCGGUCUAAGUCACAUGAGUCCAUCACUUUACUUUACUUGUAGUUUUUAGAUUUAGGUAUUUCUUUAAAAAUAAUGCACUAAUGUGUUUUUUAUGGUACAAAGAUUUUGGUUUAGUCUAUUUUUAAAAAUAUUUUUGUUUGGUGCAUUUAUUUUUUCUGGGUUUAGGGAAUUCCAUUUAUAGACUACGUUAAUUUAGUUAAGAAGUUUUUCUUCCAAGAAGAAGGGUUCUCUCCUUUUUAAGUUUUUGGUGGUGUGUUCUAAAGUUUUGAUUCUUUUGAAACAUAUCUUCUAGUUUUAGGACUGUAGAUUAGUAGCCAUUUAGGAUGCUUGUUCUAUGCCUCAAUAAAGUCUCCUUUUUCUCUAAUAGCCAGGGGGCUGGCGUCAAAAUUUCAUGGGUCAUUUCAGCAUAAUUAUUUUUCAUUCUGUACGGUAGUUUUUAUUUAAUAAAUAAGUAACCCUACUGUCA
This is a messenger RNA of Ceutorhynchus assimilis (cabbage seed weevil), 2568 nucleotides long. NCBI's taxonomy places the organism in Eukaryota, Metazoa, Arthropoda, Insecta, Coleoptera, Curculionidae. The record is from the annotation of a GenBank genome assembly.